This is a messenger RNA of Fusarium subglutinans, 1728 nucleotides long. Its product is annotated as gibberellin 20-oxidase. NCBI's taxonomy places the organism in Eukaryota, Fungi, Ascomycota, Sordariomycetes, Hypocreales, Nectriaceae. The record is from RefSeq and is a predicted model, not a curated record. Gene Ontology annotation, biological process: fatty acid elongation; very long-chain fatty acid biosynthetic process; sphingolipid biosynthetic process. Gene Ontology annotation, molecular function: 3-hydroxyacyl-CoA dehydratase activity. Bases 1 to 1728 code for a protein of 575 amino acids. The transcript has 7 exons. Gene Ontology annotation, cellular component: endoplasmic reticulum membrane.
AUGGCCUCGGGUUUAGCUGUGAGCAAGGAGGGUCUAUCAAUUCCCCUCAUUGACUUCUCGCGCUUCCUCAGCGGAACUCCUGUGGAGCGUAAUGAAACGGCCAAUGCCAUUCUUGACGGUUUUAAAACAGCUGGAUUCAUCUAUCUCAAAAACCAUCCCAUCCUUCCCAAAGAUUUACAGCAUGCAUUUGAUCUAUCAGCCCGCUUCUUCAAUGAACCCCUAGAGAAGAAGAUGGAGGUAGCCUGGACAACUCCAGAGGCAAACCGAGGCUACUCAGCCCCUGGACGCGAGAAAGUCAGUCAGCUCAAGGAUAUCCAGGAGGUUGAGAAAGUGCGUGCUGCUUUGCCGGACUUGAAAGAGAGUCUUGAGAUUGGCCGUGAAGAUGAGCCCGGACAUCCGAAUAGAUGGCUUGAAGAAACCGGCGACCUUGUUGGGUUUCGAAAGGAUAUGCUCAGAUUCUUUGAGAAGUGCCGCCAACUGCACGUGGAGGUCAUGAAAGCUAUUGCUGUUGGAAUGGGGCUCGAUGAUAGAUUCUUUGACUCUUUUGUCGAUGUCGGAGACAAUACGCUGCGGCUAUUGCAUUAUCCGGCCGUUGAUUCUAAUAUCUUCAAAACGAAGCCAGGCACAGUUCGAGCUGGUGCACAUAGCGACUAUGGAUCCAUCACCCUUCUCUUCCAAGAUGCUCGAGGGGGGCUCCAAGUCAAGAGUCCAACAGGAGAAUUUGUCGAUGCGACACCAAUCGAAGGCACGGUCGUCGUCAAUGCCGGCGACUUGCUUGCGAGAUGGAGUAACGACACCAUCAAGAGCACCAUCCAUAGAGUUGUUGAGCCACCGCAGAAGCAAGCUGAAGCUUACCCACCUCGAUACAGCAUUGCAUACUUUUGUAACCCCAACUUCAAAAGCUAUAUCGAGGCGAUUCCAGGGACGUUCAUUACGGAGAAAGACAAGAAGUAUGAAGGCUCCAACUUCGUUCUUGGCUCGCAGUCACUCAUUCGAUCAACUAUAGGCAGUCUACUGCUCGACUUUGAAGUUCCCGGCUCCCAGAUCGUAGCAGCAAUGGACUCUAAUACUCCGACCGCAAAACGACCCCUGAAACAGGAGCCUUCAACAGCAAACAAGGCCUAUCUGAUCUUCUACAACUUCAUCUCAGCUGUGCAAUGGUCUGUUGUGCUGGGACGCACCGCCAUGCUUGCCAGUGCCUACGGGCCUGAGUACGUCUAUCCUAAUAUUGGCCAAUAUACAAAAUGGACACAGACUUUGGCUGGGUUGGAGGUCCUGCAUUCGAUGCUUGGCGUCGUUCGCGCUUCCUUUAUGACUACUCUUAUGCAGGUCGCCUCGCGUUUCCUGCUCGUCUGGGCCAUCGUCGACGUCUUCCCCUUCCUCGCCCUCUCUCCCUUUUAUUCGUCUAUGCUCGUCGCUUGGUCCGUCACCGAGAUUAUCCGCUAUUCCUUCUUCGUUCUCUCGCUGUGCGGCUACCAACCCAAGUUUCUUACUUGGUUGCGUUAUAACACCUUCUUUGUGCUCUACCCCAUCGGUAUCUGCAGUGAAUGCAUCCUCAUCUGGUUCGCCACUGAGCCUGCGGGCAACAUUAACGAGCUCUAUAAGUGGGCACUUUACGCCAUCUUGGUUAUCUAUGUUCCUGGAUCUUAUGUCUUGUAUACACAUUUGAUGAGCCAGAGGCGCAAGGUCAUGCGAAAUCUGAAAACCCAGGGUCAGAAGGCUCAAUAA